Molecule: messenger RNA, 3267 nt
Organism: Notothenia coriiceps (black rockcod)
Lineage: Eukaryota; Metazoa; Chordata; Actinopteri; Perciformes; Nototheniidae
Product: voltage-dependent T-type calcium channel subunit alpha-1I-like
Exons: 22
Coding region: 1-3267 (1088 amino acids)
Biological process (GO): calcium ion transmembrane transport; membrane depolarization during action potential; positive regulation of calcium ion-dependent exocytosis
Cellular component (GO): neuron projection; voltage-gated calcium channel complex; voltage-gated sodium channel complex
Molecular function (GO): low voltage-gated calcium channel activity; voltage-gated sodium channel activity
Source: RefSeq, a predicted model, not a curated record
AUGAAAGACACAUUGCGGGAGUGCCCACCAGACCAUGGCACUGAUGUGGACUAUGCCUGCAAUCCUAGCCUUCAGUUUAUCUCGCCCAUGUACUUUGUCUCCUUCGUGCUCACCGCCCAGUUCGUGCUCAUCAAUGUGGUGGUGGCCGUGCUGAUGAAGCACCUGGACGACUCCAACAAGGAGGCCCAAGAGGAGGCGGAGAUGGAUGCAGAAAUUGAGCUGGAGCUGGCCCAGGGCACCCUCUGUUGCAUGGGCGCCCCCAGCUGUGGGGGGGGGAAGGUGGACAAANAUAAAGUUCUGAUUAUCCUGGGGAUGCAUAUCUUUGGCUGUAAGUUCAGUCUGAAGACGGAGGCAGGAGACACCGUGCCUGACAGGAAGAACUUUGACUCCCUGCUCUGGGCCAUCGUCACUGUCUUCCAGAUUCUGACUCAGGAGGACUGGAACAUGGUGCUUUACAAUGGGAUGGCAUCCACCUCGCCCUGUGCUGCUCUCUACUUCGUAGCUCUGAUGACUUUUGGAAAUUAUGUGCUCUUCAAUUUACUGGUUGCCAUCCUGGUGGAGGGUUUUCAGGCUGAGGGUGAUGCAAACCGCUCUUUCUCGGACGACGACAGGUCUUCCUGUAAUUUUGAGGAGAAUGAUAAGCAGAAAGACUCUCUUCAUCUCUCAGACCCAAAGAUCUGUACGCUGACUCCUAACGGGCACCUUGACUUGUCCCCACUGUCCCAUGGUCUGUUUCCGGGAGAGAGGUUGACUUUCGCUCUGGACUCCAGGAAGAACAGUGUUAAUUCUCUUGGUAGGGCCAACUUGGAGCAGAGGGCUUUGUUUUCAGGUCGAAGUUACCACAACUGGGGUCGCCCGUGUGCCCCCCACCCUCAGGCCUUGUGGGCCCGUCGCUCCAGCUGGAACAGCCUGGGAGGAUGCCGGCCUUUCUCCUCCUCGUCUCCCUCCGCUAGUCCGGCCAUCACCACCACCUCUGCACGGCCCUUCUAUGGCUACGGCCUGGGGGGCCUUGGCGGCGUGGUUGGAGGAAGUCUUCGUAUCCGGGGUCCUCGUGCCUCCUCGUCCCCGCGGCGCCACCUCCACCAUGUCCUCCAAGAUGAGGAGGAGUCUCUCAUAUCUCCUCCCCCUAUUCCUCUUCACUCCCUGCACCUUCCUCACCCUAUGCUCCCGGGACACUUUGUACCCAGGAGGGACCGCAGGGCCCUUUCGCUAGAGCUGCCCCACCUGCUGCAGGUGCCAGGACCCCCGCACCUUCCACUGCCGCCACACCACCCUCUGCCCCCCUUGACGCUCCACGCUCAACACAGGAAGAAGAGCUUCUCUGGGGGGAUGGUUAUCAGUGGAGGCGGUGGCAGUGGACACGACAGUCCGGGGGGUUUAGUAGGGGUUCACCAAGAUUGUAAUGGGAAGACCCCUCUUUCUCAGCUUCUGCAGCCCCCCCACAGACACCACACUGAGCAUGCUGGAGGGGUGAACCCCCAGAGCCAGCUGAUGUCGGAAGUCUUCCCCCAGGUUAACACACGCAGCAAGGACCGGGAGGACCUGGAUGAUGACAUUGAAUAUAGCUUGUGCUUCCGCGUCGAGAAGAUGUUAGAAGCGUACAAACCGGACUGGUGUGAGUCCAGAGAGGAAUGGUCUGUCUUCCUGUUCUCCCCACGGAACAGGUUCAGACAGAUAUGCCAGUCCAUUGUCGCCCAUAAGCUGUUUGACUAUGUGGUGUUGGCCUUCAUCUUCUCCAACUGCAUCACAGUAGCUCUGGAGAGGCCUAAGAUACUUCAGGGCAGCUUGGAAAGAGUCUUCCUCACCAUCUCCAACUACGUCUUUACUGCCAUAUUUGUGACCGAGAUGACACUCAAGGUGGUCUCCAUGGGUCUGUAUGUAGGGGAUCAUUCUUACCUGCGGAGCAGCUGGAACGUUCUGGAUGGCUUCCUGGUUUUUGUGUCUUUGAUUGACAUUGUGGUUUCCAUGGCGGGCGGGGCCAAGAUCUUGGGUGUGCUCAGAGUGCUCAGGCUGCUAAGAACACUGCGUCCCCUCAGAGUGAUCAGCAGAGCUCCAGGUCUGAAGCUGGUGGUGGAGACCCUCAUCACCUCCCUCAAACCCAUCGGCAACAUUGUUCUCAUCUGUUGUGCAUUCUUCAUCAUCUUUGGCAUUCUUGGGGUCCAGCUGUUUAAAGGCAAGUUCUUUUACUGCUUUGGCCCCGACGUCAAAAACAUCACCAACAAGUCCGACUGUAUGCUAGCCAACUACAAGUGGGUCCACCACAAGUACAACUUUGACAACCUGGGGCAGGCUCUGAUGUCCCUGUUUGUGCUGGCCUCAAAGGACGGCUGGGUCAACAUCAUGUAUCACGGCCUGGAUGCUGUGGCUGUGGACCAACAGCCUGUGACCAACAACAAUCCGUGGAUGCUGCUGUAUUUCAUCUCCUUCCUGCUUAUUGUUAGCUUCUUCGUCCUCAACAUGUUUGUCGGUGUGGUUGUGGAGAAUUUCCACAAGUGUCGCCAGAACCAGGAGGUUGAAGAGGCCAAAAGGCGUGAGGAGAAGCGUCAGCGGCGCAUGGAAAAGAAGAGGAGAAAAGCCCAGAAGCUGCCCUACUUUGCCAGCUACGGCCACAUACGCCUGAUGAUCCACACACUGUGCACAAACCACUACCUGGACCUCAUCAUCACCUUCAUCAUCGCCAUCAACGUCAUCACCAUGUCCUUAGAGCACUACGAUCAACCUCGUUCUCUGGAUCUCGCCCUGAAGUACUGCAACUAUUUCUUCACUUCCAUGUUUGUGCUCGAAUCGGCACUCAAACUCACCGCCUUCGGCUUCCGUCGCUUCUUUAAAGAAAGGUGGAACCAGUUGGACCUCGCCAUUGUGCUUCUGUCGGUGAUGGGCAUCACCCUGGAGGAGAUCGAUUUCAGUGCUGCCCUGCCCAUCAACCCCACCAUCAUCCGGAUCAUGAGAGUACUGAGGAUAGCCCGAGUGCUGAAGCUGCUGAAGAUGGCCACAGGGAUGAGAGCCCUAUUGGAUACGGUGGUCCAAGCCCUGCCUCAGGUGGGUAACCUGGGCCUGCUUUUCAUGCUGCUGUUUUUCAUCUACGCCGCCUUAGGAGUAGAGCUAUUUGGAGAACUUGUAUGCAACGAAGACUACCCAUGUGAGGGAAUGAGUCGUCACGCUACCUUUGAGAACUUUGGCAUGGCCUUCCUUACCUUAUUUCAAGUCUCCACGGGCGACAACUGGAAUGGCAUCAUGAAGGAAACAUUGCGUAAAGUCACUUUGUGA